AUGCUCUCUGAAGAGCCCAAAGCGAGCAAUGGUGCUGCUAUUGCCCAAAGGCGGGCGGAUAAUAUCGAAAGGUCGUUUCACAAAAUUGGUGAAUUCGUCAAAAAUUUCAAUUCGGAGAGAGAUUCAGGACAGGUUUUGGUGAGGUUGGCUCGGUUGGAACAACUUUUUGUCGAAUAUCGAGAAGUAAUUUUGGAGUUACAGCUUCUAUCUAAAUCAGAGGAAGACUAUGAUAACUUACUCGAUGAAAUGGAGGAGCAGUACUUCGUUUACAAAUCCAUACUAACUACAUAUUCACCAACACAAGCAGGGCUGAGCACGAUAAAAGGGAAAGAAGCAUCUUUUAACCACAUGAAAUACCCGGAUCUCAAGUUACCUGAUUAUGGCGGUAAGCUUGAAGAUUGGCAAUCUUUUCACGAUUCAUUCCAUACUGCGGUUCACUCAAGUAGUGAAUUGAACGAAAUUCAAAAAUUUCAAUAUUUGAAAGGUUGUUUGAGGGGUGAUGCCCUCCGAGUGAUUGAUUCAAUUGCAGUUUCCUCGGAAAAUUAUUCCUUAGCUUGGAAAAUUCUGAACAGUCGUUACGACAACAAGAGAAUGCUAAUAAAGUGUCACUUGAAAGCACUGUUUGACACACCCGCGAUUCGUCGGGAGUCUCCCGAGUCCUUGCUUAGUUUAGUUGAUAGCUUCGAACGCAACGUCUCAAUUCUCAAGCGUCUUGGUGAACCGGCCGAUCGUUGGAGCUCAAUUCUCGUCUAUCAUUUGAGCCUCCGAUUAGACAAUCAUACCCUACGUGAAUGGGAACAUUUCUCAUCAAGAGAUAGAGGAAACUCGGACAACGCACCGAAUGAUGGGAUGCCAUCAUAUGUCGAUAUGAUCAAAUUUUUACAAGAUCACGCCCGCGUGCUCCAAUCACUUUCUCCACAAUUCAACGUUCAUCAUCAAUCUCGAUUUGUGGAAACAAAUCCUAAGCCUAAGAAAACAACUCUCCACGUAGCAGAAACAACAUCGUCAACCCAUCACAGGUGUCAGUGCUGUGAUCAAGCUCAUUUUCUCGGGAACUGCAGUAAAUUCAUUAAACUAUCGCCUCAGCAACGUUUAGAUCUCGUGAAAAUGCAUCGUCUGUGCUUAAAUUGUUUGAAAACAACAGCACAUAGUUGCCAAAAUUGUCCAUCAGGAACCUGUCGAAAGUGCAACCGCAAACAUAACACACUGCUCCAUUUACCGCCGCUUGUACCUGUAGUAGAUCAACUGAUUACACCAAAUAAUUAUCGAAAAAAUCAAUCGUUUCAAAUUCCAACCAGCCAAACCGAACCUGGUCCUUCUCGAUUAUCGCACUCAUCACCAUUAAACACACUCACCUUUCGCGCUGAUCAAAUUCCGUCAGCUCAUCUCGCAAAUUCAUCGUCAGAUUUGGAACCUACCUCAAACCCACCUGAUGCGUUAACAACACACGUGGAAUCCCACAACAAAACAGUUCUUUUAUGGACAGCUUUAGUCGACUUCAAAAAUCAGAACGGAACGCGUUUUCAAGCGCGAAUACUUCUCGACAGUGGAUCGCAGUGCAAUUUUAUAACAGAAGCAUUGCGGUACAAACUCAAUCUCGAUCGUAUUCACACAACCACAGACGUGGCAGGAAUUGGUUCUACAAUCGCAAAAGUGAAUUACUCUGCAACAGCGGUUAUCUCGUCUCGUUUCUCGGCUUUUCAAAAGCGGCUCUCGUUCCUCGUAUUGCCAUCAAUAACUAGAAUGCUGCCUUCGAGCUCCGUGGAUGUCACUGAGUGGAACAUUCCUGUUCAAAUUCGUCUAGCUGAUCCUACAUUCAACGUGCCCGGUCCCAUCGAUGCCAUCGUAGGAAAUGAAUGUUUUGCAGAUCUCCUACGUUAUGGCAAAAUCAGUCUCGGAAGCAAUCUUCCUAUACUCCAAAAAACAGUAUUUGGGUGGAUCGUUUCGGGCAAAUGCACAGAAGUGCUUCAACGUGUGCCUCAUCAUUCGUUUCAUUUAAGUCGUCUCGAUAACCUAGAUUUCUUAGUACAGAAAAUGUGGGAAUUAGAAUCCUGUUCUUCUAAUGACAACUGGUCUCCGAUGGAACGUGAGUGUGAACGCCACUUCCAGGAAAACAUUUCACGCAAUUCUCAUGGCAGGUAUGUCGUGAAAUUACCGAAGAAAAUCGAAUUGAUCUCACAGAUUCGAGACAAUCGAAUCACCGCUCAACGCCGUUUUUUAUCGAUAGAACGCAAGUUCGAAUCGAAUGAGGAACUUAAACGUCAAUAUCAUGAUUUCAUUGAAGAAUAUAUAGCGAUGGGACAUAUGAGAGAGGUGUCAUCCACGGAAAUAAUACAAUCACCACAAUAUUUCUUGCCGCAUCACGCAAUUUUGCGGCCCGAAAGUUCUACAACAAAAUUACGCGUCGUUUUUGACGCGUCAUCAAAAUCCCAAUCCGGAAUCUCGCUGAAUGACGUGCUUCUAAGUGGUCCGACAAUCCAGGAUUCGCUGAUUUCCAUAAUUAUGCGUUAUCGUAUGCACGCGUUCGUAGUUAGCGCUGAUAUUGCCAAGAUGUACAGGCAGAUAUUGGUUCAUCCGACGGAUCAACCGUUGCAGAGAAUUUAUUGGCGUGACACACGAGAUUCUCCGCUCCGAAUUUACCAACUUCAAACUCUCACUUAUGGGACAAAUAGCGCCUCAUUUCUCGCCACGAGAGUCCUACAGCAACUUUCACAUGAUGAAGGGGCAAAGUUUCCCCUUGCUGUUCCCGUACUCCAGAAAGAUUUUUAUAUGGACGACAUGCUCACCGGCUCCCACGAUAUCAGUAAAUUGAAAGAAAUCUGCACCCAAGUAGUUGGCGUUCUUGAAACAGCGGGACUUCCGCUUCGGAAAUUCUCAUCGAAUUCUCAGGAAAUAUUGAACAUGUUUCCCGAUCAACUUAAAGAAACUAAAACUCUAUUAGAAUUCGAUACACAUUCUCAAAUAAAAAUUUUGGGACUUCUUUGGGAACCGCACACUGACGUGAUCAAAUAUAAAGUGCCAAGGUGGGCUCCAAUUCAAUCGUACACGAAACGAUCUAUUUUGUCUCAAAUGUCCAGCUUAUUUGACCCACUUGGUAUGCUCGGUCCAGUAAUUGUCAAGGCUAAGAUGUUCAUCCAAAUGUUAUGGAAAGAAGAGUUCUCUUGGGAUCAGCCUCUGCCCAAUGUUUAUUGUGAAAUUUGGAAAGAGUAUCAAUUACAAAUGCCAGAAUUGAAUAAAAUUUGUAUACCACGCUUCGUCCUCCCGUUUGAAAAGACCAAAAUUGUCGAACUGCAUGGUUUCUGCGAUGCAUCGGAGCAAGCAUACGGUGCUUGUUUGUACAUCCGUUCCCUUGAUUCGAAUGGGAUCGGAACAGUUCGCCUACUUGCAGCAAAGUCACGAAUAGCACCACUGGAAGUAAAAUCUAUCCCUCGGCUCGAGCUUUGCGCCGCACUUCUCCUCGUACAACUUUUGCAAACAGUAACGAGCAGUAUCGGUCAUAAGGAAGGUAAAAUAUUCUUGUGGACAGACUCAACCGUCGCCCUAUAUUGGAUCGCCGGCACUCCAUCGACGUGGAAAACUUUUGUGGCGAAUAGGGUGGCCGAAAUCCAGCGGCUUGCGAUAAAUGCUAUUUGGAGACACGUGCCAAGUCUCGAAAAUCCCGCGGACCUCAUCUCGAGAGGUGUCAAUGCAUCGUCUCUCGUCAAUAACUUAUUGUGGUGGAAUGGCCCCGAUUGGCUGGCGUCAACGGAUCAGCCGUGGCCUGAUAACAUCACACUAUCCUCUUGCCAUACGUUGUCGGAAGAAUGUGUCGAAAUCCGUAAAACCGCUUUACACAUUACAACUACGAGCUGUGAUAUCUUCGAACGUUAUUCCUCCUACACGAAACUACUACGUGUAGCAUCUCUCUGUCGACGUUUCGCUAAAAAUUCAACUCCAGGUUGUACACCUCGGUUUGGCCCAAUAUCGUCCACAGAAGUUCACCAAACAUUGCUGGCGCUCGUGCGAAUAGUGCAACAGGAGCACUUCGCUGUCGAAAUAGAUAGACUUGCGAAAGCAAAGCAAAUUCCUCGUUCAUCUCGCCUCCGCUUUCUCAAUCCGGAGCUCAGGGAUGGUCUCAUCCGAGUCGGUGGCCGGCUAAAAUAUGCGGCGGUUCCAGAAAAUCAUAAAAAUCCGCUUGUCCUGCCAGAAAAUCACCAAUUAACGUUGCUUAUCGCCAAUGCAGUACAUCGAAGAACUUUACACAGCGGUCCUCAACUCCUGUUAGCAGUUAUGCGCCACGAAUUUUGGCCGCUUAGUGGCAGAAACUUAGCAAGAAAGGUGGUGCAUAAUUGCGUUAUAUGCACGAAGGCUAAACCUCGCAACAUGGAGCAACUUAUGGGUCAGCUACCGUCGGAAAGAAUUAACCGCGCUUAUCCAUUUCAACACGUCGGGGUGGAUUUUGCAGGCCCAGUGUAUAUCAAACCAUCCAAUCGCAAGGGCGCUCUAGUCAAGGCAUAUGUGGCAGUCUUCGUAUGCCUCACCGUCAAAGCAACACACCUUGAACUGGUCACCGAUCUCACUUCUGCCGCAUUCAUUGCGGCCCUACGUCGAUUCAUUGCACGCCGUGGGCUUCCGAGCGCAAUAUAUUGUGACAACGCUACUAAUUUCACAGCCGCUCAAAGGGAGCUCAAGGAACUUCGCCAGUUGUUAUUGUCGCAACAUCAUAAGAACGCCAUACAUCUCGAAGCAGCUAGUCUGAAAAUUGAAUUUCACUUCAUCCCUCCCCGCGCACCAACUUUCGGUGGCCUUUGGGAAGCGUGUGUGAAAUCAUUCAAACACCACAUGAGAAGAAUCGUCGGCAACAGCCUACUGUCCGUAGAAGCGUUCACAACAGUUUUGGCACAAAUCGAAGCCUGCCUAAAUUCUCGACCGAUAACCCCACUGUCGCCCGACCCGAGAGACCUACAGGCAUUAACCCCAGGACAUUUCCUUAUUGGACGUCCUCUGCUGGCUGUGCCUGAGCCAGAUCUCGCUGAAAUACCCGAGAACCGGCUAGAUUUAUGGCAGAAGAUCCAAUCGAUGGUACAGCACUUUUGGAAGCGAUGGCAAAAUGAAUAUUUGUCCACUUUGCAAUUACGUUACAAAUGGACGACAUCAAAUCAAAAUCUUCUUGUUGGUGCCAUCGUGCUAAUCCGCGAAGAAAAUCUACCUGUAGGAAAAUGGUCUAUGGGAAGAGUAGUGGAAAUCCAUCCAGGCGAAGACGGUCUCGUUCGAGUCGCUACAGUCAAACUACCGAACAAUCAGAAGCCGAUGAAGCGGCCUAUCACCAAGCUAUGCCUUCUCCCGAUUCCGGUGGAUGCAGCUGUCAUCGAAGGAAGUUCGUCGCCUUCCCGUUGUGAUGGUGAAAAUUGA
Toxorhynchites rutilus septentrionalis is the source of this 5391-nucleotide messenger RNA. RefSeq lists its product as uncharacterized. The record is from RefSeq and is a predicted model, not a curated record. The transcript has a single exon. Gene Ontology annotation, molecular function: nucleic acid binding. NCBI's taxonomy places the organism in Eukaryota, Metazoa, Arthropoda, Insecta, Diptera, Culicidae. The coding region runs from base 1 to 5391 and encodes 1796 amino acids. Gene Ontology annotation, biological process: DNA integration.